AUGGCAGCAGCCAGGAGUCCUCCAAUGACAGGUUGCGAAUCAUUCACUUGCGGUAACCUCGACUUCCAGUUCCCAUUCUUCGCAACAAACAUGCCAUCUCGAUGCGGUCUGUUUAUGAUGAAUUGUGAUCAAGAGAUUCCAGAGAUACAGCUUGAGGAAAACGGUAAAUGGUAUGAAUUCAAGAGUAUCUCUCAAGCCGAAACCUUAACCAUCACGGACCCAAGGCUUAACCAAAGCUUGGUAACCGGAUCCUGCAGUGACUUGUCAAGCUUCUCUCUUCCAGAUUCCCCGUGGUUCGGGUUUAGCACUUUGUACAAAUGCAACACCGGUAGGGAGAAUGGUUUCACUUAUGAGAACUGCAGAGGAGGAAGCAACAACGUGUACUACUCCGAUUUGGGAGAUGAUUCAGGGUGUUUAGCUAUCAACGUUCCACAGACCUGGUUGAUUCCAACUAUCGGUAGCCAGCCUUAUGUAAGUGCUACAUUUUCUCUUCCUAUAGAGCUGCCUCGAGGCUGCUUUGCCUGCUACAACCGAGGAGGAGAAUGUAAGAUGAUCAACAACAAGUUUUGCUGCGUUGGAGGAACCAAAGGUAUGGACACAAUAAAACUUAUUCAUUACUUCUGCAACUCUGCUUGCAAAACAUUUGGAUAUGACAAUAAUUCGAUUUGCCGCUGCUAUUUUGCAGACGUCGACCAAGAGAAGAAGAUAAAGCUAGGACUAGGAUUAGGAGGCUCAGCUGGAUUAACUGUGAUGAUCAUUAUUUUGGUACUCGCAAUAAUAAUGAGAGCAAAGAAUGCGAGAAAAAGUGAUUGGAAUGGUAAGAACGUCGAAGCGAUUGUAAUGCUGAAACGAUACAGUUACGCAAAAGUCAAGAAGAUGACAAACUCAUUCACGCAUGUUCUCGGGAAAGGAGGAUUUGGAAUUGUAUACAAAGGAAAGUUACCUGAUGGAGGCCUAGAUAUCGCCGUGAAGAUCUUGAAGGAGGCAAAUGGAAAUGGAGAAGAUUUCAUCAACGAAGUAGCUAGCAUGAGUAGAACAUCUCAUGUAAAUAUUGUUCCGCUGCUUGGAUUCUGUUACGAAGGGAACAAGAGAGCUAUAAUAUAUGAGUUCAUGCCGAAUGGAUCCCUCCACGAGUUUAUAUCCAAUAAUAUGUCAAUGAAGAUGGAAUGGGAGAGGUUAUAUGACAUUGCGGUAGGUGUCUCUCGCGGCCUAGAGUAUUUGCACAAUCGUUGUGUGACGAGGAUUGUGCAUUUCGAUAUAAAGCCGCAAAACAUACUCAUGGACAAAGAUUUUUGUCCCAAGAUUGCAGAUUUCGGUCUUGCUAAACUCUGGAAAAACAAAGAGAGCAUCAUGUCAAUGCUAGACGCGAGAGGGACGGUAGGAUACAUUGCCCCUGAAGUGUUUUUCAAGAAUUUUGGAGUUUCGCACAAGUCAGAUGUGUAUAGUUAUGGGAUGGUGGUUCUUGAGAUGAUUGGAGCAAAGAAUAUAAAAAAAGUUGAACAUUCUGAAUCCAACAAUAGUUCAAUGUACUUUCCAGAUUGGAUCUAUAAGGAUUUUGAAAGGGGAGAGAUUAUGACGAUCUUCGGAGAUCAGAUAACCAAAGAAGAAGAGAAAAUUGCGAAGAAAAUGGUAUUGGUUGGUCUGUGGUGUAUUCAGACUAAUCCAUCUGACCGUCCACCAAUGAUCAAAGUCAUUGAAAUGUUAGAGGGGAAUCUAGAUGCUCUCCAGGUUCCACCUAAACCUCUCUUGUGUUUACCCAUGGCAACAGUUCCAGAAACUAUUGAAGACAGUCUUGAUCAUGAGACUUCAAGCUUCUCUAACCCAAGUCAGUUUGCAAGACCUACUCUCUCGGCUUGUGAAGAUAAUUUACGUUUGUCCAAAGAAGUGUUUCAACCAACUGUUGAAGCGAGUCAACAUAGUUCAAGGUGUUGA
Molecule: messenger RNA, 1932 nt
Organism: Arabis nemorensis
Lineage: Eukaryota; Viridiplantae; Streptophyta; Magnoliopsida; Brassicales; Brassicaceae
Source: the annotation of a GenBank genome assembly